CAACAGGAGAGGAUCGCGGGAGGAAAAAAGGCUGGUGUGUAGGACUGCUUUCAUUGCUGCCUGAAGGAAGCUGGCACGGUCCAUGGUGCUGAAUCCGGCAUCUCUUCCAACCCCCAUCUCUAGCCGCCUUACGCUGAGUCCUGGACACCGGCGCGGCUGCUGCGUUACUGUGGCUGAGAGAGCAGAACCCGGUGCGGUGGGUAAGUCGCUGCUCUCCAGCUUCAGCCAGUCAAGGGAAGAAACCGAUCCAUUACGUUGCCUUGAUGACAGCACCACUGACAACAAAACAAACCUAGUGAAUGGCAAGGCUGGGACAGAGGCGGAGGUGGUUUUGAAACAAAGAUGUCACUGGCUGCACACCUACAUGGAGUCUGCUAAUAAAAAGACGCCUGCGAACGUGGAUCCCUAAUUAGGGGAGGAGGGACCCCCCCCCCCAGACGAGAGAUUGAAAUUAAAACAACGCAUUUCUUCCUCACCUCCUCUUCCCGACCCUAAUCAUCCAGCCAACCAGCUGAUGCGCUUGUCGGGCUCCUGACAAAGAAAAGGCAAGUCAUUGAUUCUUGCAAUCAGGAGAGCCGUGGCUGCUGCUUGACAUCCGAAGAUUUCCAGCAGUUGAACUUUCCUCUCCAGCCCUGUACUCUUGGGAUGUUGCAGGUCACGCGCUGGUAUUAAAGGGACCCUUCUGUCUUCCUUAGCUGGCCAGAUCGAAAGAGCUUGGUGGACCGAUCUUACGGCCAGAGCCUUCAGGACACUGCGAGAGAAGAUUCAGGACACUUGCCCUGACCCACAGCCCCCUUCCAUGCCCAUGCAGCGGGGGACACACACCUCUGUACAGGCACGCCUCCGUUUUUAAGUGGGAGGCUCAGAUUUCCUCGCCGGCUCUGCACUUGGCAUGCUCUGCGCUGGAAGAGUGGAGCCAUAAAAGAAGCGGGUGAGUCUCCAGGAUUGGCUCCAGGCCAGAACUUCGGAGAGCUUUUCCAGGCUCCGGCGGCUUGGAUGCGAACCCGCCCGAGUUGUUGACAUUGAAGGCAGACGCGCUGUCAAGUGACUCCCAGCAGCUGCUCCUGGAGGUUUCCGCGGGGUCUCGCGUGGAAGGGUUUUGCCUGUUGUGAAGAUGUCCAUGGUGUUGCUGUGAAGCUGAGGUAUGGCUGCGGGAAGGUUACUGCUCUAUGCUGGCCUCUCUCUAGCUUUGUGUGCCCUGGGCAUGCUGGCGGUGGCGAUCUGCUCCGACCACUGGUAUGAAACGGACGCCAGGAAGCACAGAGAGAGGUGCAAAAGCUUCACCACCAGGAGAAACGACCCUGGCUUCAUUUACAACUCCAACAACAACCUGCCUCUGAGGGCCAGCAGAUCUAGGUUGGACCGCUGGGAAGGGAAACUCCUCUUGGCAAGGAACAGGAGGCAGCUCUUUGCUAUGAGCGCCGCCGAUGAGUGCAACAGACAGUACAACUCAACCAACAUGGGGCUCUGGAGGAAAUGCCACAGGCUAGGCUUCGACCAAGAGCUGGAGGAGCUGAUUGCCAAAGGAGCAAUUAAUCAGUGCACGUACAUCAAGUACCACUACUCUUCAGCAACAAUUCCCAAGAACCUCACCUACAACAUCACCAAGACAAUCCGCCAGGAUGAGUGGCAUGCCUUGCAUCUGCGUAGGAUGACGGCUGGCUUUAUGGGCAUGGCUGUAGCCAUCAUCCUCUUUGGAUGGAUUAUUGGGGUGCUGGGGUGCUGCUGGGAUCGAGGCCUUAUGCAGUAUGUAGCAGGGCUUCUCUUCCUCAUGGGAGGUACCUUCUGCAUCAUUUCACUGUGCACAUGCGUGGCUGGAAUCAACUUCGAGCUCUCCCGCUACCCCCGCUACCUGUACGGACUUCCUGAUGACAUCAGUCAUGGCUACGGCUGGUCCAUGUUCUGUGCGUGGGGAGGCCUGGGCCUCACUCUUAUAUCGGGCUUCUUCUGCACCCUGGCCCCUUCUGUCCAACCUGUCCCCAGGACCAACUGCCCCAAAUCCAGACCUGAGAAUGGGACAGUGUGCUAAAAUAAAUAAACAAACAAAUGUGUGUAUAUAUAUAUAUAUAUAUACACAUACAUACAUAUAUAUAUAUGUAUGUAUAGCUAUAUUUAUCUCAAACUGAUGCCAGUGCCAAGGUAGCGCUCAGUUCAACAUGGCACCUGCAUCUCCAGGACUUUCUGUUGCUUCGUUCUUUCUCACAAAGAUGGGAAAGCUCUUCUGUAACAUGGCUCUUCCAUCUAACUCUUAACUUCAGUAUCAUAAUGUAAAGGUCAAGUGAAAAUACUAUUGCAUCUAUCUACUGCCACCUGGGGAGGGUGGGGAAGCAGGUUAUAUGGAGGAUGUGAAACCUGAGUCUGUACAGGACGUGGGGAACCAAAAACUAUCAACUGCAAGGCAAGAGGAGAAUACAAGCAACAAGAAAAGAAACAAAUCAACCAUUUGAGUCACCUCUAGAAUGUAACCUCCUCAAGGCCAUUUUCAAACCCCUGUCACCUUUAAAAAAACAAACUGUCCCAUUGUUAUUUUUCUUCCUGCCUAAAAAGGGGGUGGGAGCAUUUUCUCUUUGCCUGCCAAACUUUCAAACAAACAAACAAAUAAAUAAGGAACAACAAACAAACAAAGAAGAAAAAAAACCAUGAGGACAUUUCAGCGGAUGUUCUAACAAUGCCGUUUUAAUCUUCCAGCUGCCUUACAUCCAGGCUUAAUAUGGAGGCUGAACUGCCAACAGAGACGCAGUGGGGGGCCUUUUGAAAAUGCUGUGAUACAUGUGUGUAUAACUCUAUUUUCCCUUUUUUAAAAAAAGAAAAAAAAAAAAGAAAAAUUUAAAAACAUUGAAAUGUGAUCGUCUAUAAUCCAUCCAUGCUGUGUUUGUAGCCCAAGAAAGAGGCAUCAAGACUGCAGAAGGGUGAGGGAAGGCACGAGUUCUGAGACAGCCGGUCUCCUUCGCUGGAGAGUUUUUUUUUUAAACGGAACAAUGGAAAAUUCAGGAUGAUGGAUACCAGAAAAGAACCACCUGGGGGAAGGGAGGUGGGAUAGCUCUUGCAGUUGAUUUUCCUGAAUAUUUAUUUGAGUAGGAUUUGUUUUAUUUUCCAUUUUGGAAAUUAAAGACCAUUGGGCAAAAGCCAUUGCGGAGGAGAAAAGGGGGACAAGUUUUUGUAAGGGAGAAAAUAAGAGGUGCCUCUUGUUGUGUCCAGGUAUGCCAAAUAAGACUUUCCCACAUCUUGUCAUUGGAAACCGCCCCAUUUCACUGGACAGCUCUUCUUUCCAUUUGGGAAAACAAUCUAUACAGAUGGAAUAGAAUGAGUCAGAUGCAGAGAAUGAAAAUCCAUUCCCCAUGAGCUCAAGUCUUGUAUGAUGUAGUUGUGAAUCCACAAUUAGAAUUCUCUCUUUUUCUGUGUGUGUGUCUUUCUCUUUUUCCUGUUUCUGCCCUAUCUGCCAUCCCCUUUCUACUCUGCUCCUCUCAUUGUGCAGCUCAUAGAUCCCAGAACAGCUCAUUUAGCAGCUAAAACUCAACUGGGGAGGAAUAAAUCAUCCAGAGAAGCUAAAUUUUACCUGAAAUUCCAGUAGUUCCUGCUGUGGAAGGUGUGGCUGGAAGGAAUGCAGGGGAGAAGGCUCCAAUGGAGUAACUAAAGUGAAGUCAGAGGGUGCUCUCACUGAAUAGCCAUGUGAAGGAGUGUAGAGAAUCACUUGCUUCAGGCAUUUACUGACAAAUGUGCAAGGAGAGGAGAAGGGGUAUGAAAAAACAGUUGUUAAUUCAAGACCAAUCUCUCCAACCAUUUGUUACAUGAAUAGAUCACGUCACAUAUCUGAGUUGGUCGAUAGAUAACAAACAUCCAUGGCAUCUAAACAAAAAUAAUUGGCAGAAGAGACAAUCCACUUGAAACAGAAUUUUCUCCGGAAAAAAAACGGACGUGUUGACUUCCAGGCCUACAGUGCUGCGGGGAGACAGUGUUUUGCCUGCUUUUAAAAAAACAGUCAUUCUCAUACAAUACAAUUAUAGAGACAUUGUCAGUCGUUCCCUGCACCCUCUCUCCUUUCCCUUGCCCUAGGUCUUUUUGUUGAGUUUGUUUUAUUAAUCUGGCCCAAAGAAAUUAAGACUCUUGGGGGUAUUUCAGAGUAGGGUUGAUUUGUUUCUCUUUUAUUCUCACUAAGCUGCUUGUUUUUUUGUUAGCUUGAUUUGGCUUUUACGUAUUCCAUAAUCAAGCAAAUCCAAGCUGCCAAAGGAGCGUGUUCACACUAAAGUGCCACCUUCUGUAGGUGAGUUUUCAUUCAUUUCACUUGCAAACGGAGCUGGUUGAAACAUUCAAAAAAUUGAAAAGUUUUGUUUUCUAAAUGGACCAAUUUUUUGUGUUUUUUUUAAUUUUUUGGCAAUUUUUAAAAAUUAAAGUGCUUUCAGAAAUCAUGGUUUUGUAAAUAAAAUGGUCGAUUUUCAAAAUUCCUACCAUAUGACUAAGCUCACUAAUUAACAUUGGUAAAAGGGAGAAAAAUAAGGAAACACAGAAAAUUAAAAAUAACUGAAAACAAAAAAUAAUAAAAGGACAACAAAAACAACCACUGAAAAAAUGAAAAGUUUUUAGAGAAAAUGUCUGAAACAUAUUGACAUUUUUGAGCAAACCAAUAUUUUUGUGAAAAAUUUCAUUUUUUAAAAAAAGGCCACAUUUCAUUGAAACAAUUUUUGAACAAAACCUCUCCACCGGCUCUAUGGUGAGUAUGUUACCAGAACCCUUAUAUGCAAGUACUUAUAUUUGAUGUAGCUUGGGUAGGAUCAAAGUGCACAGAGAGUACCUGCUCCACUCCACCAUCACCUAUUAUGACCUGGAAAGCGCCACACAGCCAGCUCAUUGUGGUAUGAUCAAUGACAGCUCAUGGGUUCUUUUCUUGAUGGAUUUUCAAAAUAGGCAUAGCAGCAAAAUUUAAAGAGGCAGAAAUCAGUUCUACUGUUCUGUGAGCUCCUUGGUCUUUUCUUUCUUCCUGCACCUGGGAUCAAAAUAGUCCUGCCUUUAUGAUGUACUUUGAAGCUGGCAAUUGACAAAAUGUAUGUAAGUUUGUGUAUAUGUAUGGGGGGGGGAGGGAGAGGAGGUGAUUACAUUCAUUUUGCUUUAAAGAAGAAGAGAAGUGUUAACUCUGGAGACUUGGCCCAAUUCUCUGAUUAGCUACUCACUAGCCUAUGCCUUCCAAGACCUGCCCUAGGGGUGGGUAAUAUAAAUGGGCACCCACUAUGAAAAAUUAUGUGGACAGCCAUUGACGUGACAGGUGAAUAUUUAUCCUUAAUUGCUUAAUUUUUAGAGUGUGCCAAACUCUGGCUUGUAGCAGGAGCCAUUUGUCCAGAGGGCAGUUCUUCCACCCUCUUCCCCAAAGUCAGGACAGGAACCCUACAGAGUAUUCAGAAUUCCACUCAAUCCCGGAACAGAGUGCAAGGCACCUAAAUACUUAUUUAUACAUUAUCAGGGAUCAAAGCCUUUGCCACGCUUUCUAUUGGCUCAGGCUGGAAUUCUGAAUCUCCACAUGCCCAGUUUUUGGUUAAGGGUUAUUUUAAAAGCCACACCUGAAGCCAGAUCCAAAUGUUGUGAUUACUGUCUAAUUCUAUAAUGGUCCAGAGCAGAUGGGGAACCCACUCUGAAUUUUAGGAAAGCUUUGAAAUGUGUUCCUGAAACUACAACCAGAUGUGAUGCGGGCUCAUCUCUAGUUUCUAGGCUUCAGAGGUAGUUCUGAAUUGGUUGACAGUGAUCUCAAUUUUAAGGACCUGUGACUUGAUCCUGCCAUGUGCUGAACACUCUAGCCUAAUUCAGCAAAGCACUUAAGCAUGUGCUUAACUUGAAACAUGUAAGUAAUGCUACUGACUCCUCACAUGCUUAAAGUUAAGCAUGUGUUUAAGUGCCUUACUGCAUCAGGCCACAGUGCUUAGUAUCUUACAGGACUGAUCCCCUGUUCCUCUUUUCCCAUCUGCUCCCAUUCCUGAAGUGAUAUUCUUACUGGAAGCUUGAUAACUGUGGAGUCAAUAUUUGCCAGAAUGUCUCACAAAUUGCCUUUCAUGUAUCACUUCUAUGACACGAAACGUAUAUGUUCCAGAGAUCCACAGAGGAACCUGCUUAAAUGAACACAGAUGUCAUGAAAUGCCACUCAUUGUGAAGUAGAAUGAAUUGUUUCAAUGCACUGCAGCAUGCAAACUUCAGUUUUACUUAUAGUGGAUCUCCAGUUACUGUGUAGUGCAGUUGUUCUGUGGAUACAAUGAGGGUUCUUAUGUCCAUACAUACCAGGGGCAAUGUAUGUGUGAUUGUACUAGAUGGCAGGAUUCCAUGUACUCUAUAUCCAAUGUACUGUAUAUGCCACUCUCUUAAAGCUAAAGCUGGUCGAGUGUCGAAAUACCGGACUCAUACCAGCCCAUCUGUAUAUAUUAUCCAUCUCUUCUCCCCACCCACCCCCAUUCCCAUAUACACAACUGAUCUCCCCAUAUUUAGUAAUCUCUUAUUUAGUAUUUUAAAAACAUUUUUCAGGCAUAACCCUCCAUGCCCUGAUCCUCAGCAAUUGCCCACAACCCCUCAGGCAAACAGAGCUAUUCAUGUUUCUGACAAGCAGUUUUGGACAGUGAAAAGUGAUUCUAAGUACUCUGAAAGAGCUCAACCAAAUUCCUCUCAGUGGAAGUUCUUCACAUUCCCAGCAGAGAAUCAUUAAAGAAUGCAGAUGUUCUCCUGAUUCACUCUUCAAGCAAACAGUUUAGGGCCAGUUCUGGUUUUGACUUGUAAUCCUACUGGUACAUCAAGUGACCAAUAGAAUAGGAGCCCUUAGUUGGGGUGAGGGCUGAUGGGCAGGGGAGAUCCUGUAUGUCCCAAGUGUUACUGGAAGUCUGUGUCUUUAUGGCUGUCCUUCCCCAUUCUGCAGCACCUCUGAUGCUGGCUACACUAAUAAGUGUAGCUCAGAAGAAAAUUACUGUAAUCUCUCCUUAAUUCUUGAGUGUUACGUGUGAAAUGGAGACGAAAUAAUGAGUUACCAACUGUAGAGCUUAAACAAAGACAUAUUAUUUGAGCUAUUUCUUCUUCUCUAUGCAUCUACAGCAGGCGUCGAGACACUAAAGAAACAAACACACACACAUGACCAAGGCUGAUCGUUUGUAGCCAAAUUGAAAACUCUUUCAUGUCCCAUACCGUUUGCAUGCAGAAAAAUGCUUAUCCAUGCAGAGGAGGAAGGCUUGAGGUGAAAACCUAAGACAGCUUUGGAAGAUUGCCAGAUUCCACUGAAAGACAGAGAGUAGAAAAUGUCCAAGAAGCACAAACUGCAGAUAAAGGCUAGUGCUGGGUGAAUCUCCAGAGGUAAGGAGUCUAGUUUCAAACAAGGAACCUGAAAUUUGAUUGCAAAAUCCAAAUGAUCUGAGCCUCUUGGUUCUGCCAAACUGAUCUGGAAAUCUGAUGAGAACAGCUUUUGUCUCAAAAUUUCCAGCACUGCUGCUUCCAGUUCCAGACCUUGGGCCCGAUCCGAAGCCCACUGAAGUCAAUGAACCUGUUGACUUCAAUGAGCUUUGGCUUAUGCCACAUGAAAUCAACUUUUCUUGCAGUAUUUCAGAAUAGUCCUGGCCAAAGCUGAAAGUUCAAAUGCGUGUCCACACAAUUCAGAAAACUAAAUGUUUGGUGCUAGAAAGAGGCAAUGGUUCAGAAGCCUUUCUAUGUUUUCUGAUUCACUAUGUCCAUCUCCAGUAAACACACACACUAAUAUACCUCUCUUAGCCAUAGCUCUGAUGUCACCCCUGGCAAUAUAGAAGGGAAGAAGUGUGUUUCUGCUGCCUCUGAUUAAUGGCAAAAUUCCUAUUGACAUCACUGGGACACAGGAUGGAGCCCAAUAUAGUAUAAUAAUAAUAUUCCCUGUAGGUAACAAGGAUUAAUUUAGAGAACAGGGGCUAGGUGACUGCAUAGGUUUAAAUCUUGCACACAAUAAGCCACAAUGGCAAAUGCAUUUUUUGGUCUCAUCCUACUUUCCAUUAAAGCAUCCCUAAAUCACCACCCAAUAUAGUGCAAUUGUCCGUCCCUGCUCAGGAGAAGCCCAGGAUGGAAAUAACUGGGGAAGCUGUAGGUCACAUGCUCAGGAAGGGCCCAGAACAAGAAUAGCAGGGUUGUUGAAGGUCAGAAUUGAUGUGUGUUGGCAGAGAUGUAUGGGAAAAUGUGUGCCGUGCCUGCCAGCAGUCUCACCAUCUCUGUAGCUUCUCUUAUCAGUCCCUUGCUUUCAGAGCAGUAGCUUUUUCUUAACUGGUAAAACACCACUGCAGAGUGGUAGAAAACUUCAAUAGUUUCCAUGUGCAGUUUAUAUAUACAAGAGAUGUAUGUCCAUAUGCUGUAAAUAUGGAGUCUGUGCGCUGUCUAGAGAGACAACACAUGGCAGGAGGCAGCAUACCCUUUUUCCGUUCUUUUGUACUUCAAUCAGGAGGUGCAAAGCAAUUCAAAUCCCAUCUCUUGCUGUAUUAUACCUCUCCAUUCACACGUGUGCACUGGUCACGUACAGUGCCACCUGCUGAAGAGUAGUGAGGAAGCACACAAAGCAGUGGAAACAUUAGAGCUGCCUGCAAAUGGAAUUGGGACAAUUUGUGAGUUCACCACUGUAGAGUGUUUGGAUACUAAAGAGCUGCCAGUGCUGUACUACCCUUUGUAACCGAAUCCCUGAGACUCAGAGAGAGGACUCCUCCCUCUCACACCUCUGUGACCAAUCCGUCCUGAGCUAUACACAAUUCACCCAAAAAGUUCUGAUUUGCCAGCAAGUUCCUGCUGUCUUCCAGUGCCCCGAACACCAGUGAUAACCCAGCCACAGCCACACAUGCUGUGUAUGGUUCAGAAGAAAACUGCUCAGAGGGGUUGGUAGGGGGAAACAGUGUGAAGGUCAAAGCUCAUCAGAAGGAUAGUCUUGAUGUGCACAGAAUCUCACUGAACUCCUUGCAACCAGCUGAUCCUGACUCAUGAGAGGCUUCCUAGGAUGUAAAGGCUGAGGCAGAAAGACAGUUUUGUUUUGCUUAAUUCAGAAGAAUGAUUCUGUCCAUGUCAGCUCCAAUCUGAAAAGUUUAUGAUCACUUUAGGUGAAAAUCACUGCUGUGUGGAGGGGCAGCACCACACCUGUGCACCACUUGAGCAUCACUUCAGUCCUCAACAUGGACAUAAGUUGGAUUUCAGUGGUGCAUAGGCCUGGGUCUCAUGCUGUCUUUCUGCUCAGGGUGCGUUACACUCCUCAAGGCCAUUGAGCAGCAACAGUAAGUGAUAGCGGAUCUCCCAAGCCAUUGAAAAGGCUUUUAAUGGAGAAGUGUGGUGACAAACUAUUUCUUUUAACAUGAUUUUGCUACGUUUUCACCUGGUCAGAAUUCUCAGCCAGUAAUAACUCUCCAGUCUAUAGGUAAAGUGCAAAGCCUUCAAAGGCACCUAGAUGCAUUAGGAGCUUGUCACAUUUUCAAGUGAUUUCGGCACUUAGGCGCUGCGGGUAUGUCUGCACUAGAGCUGGAAGGUGUACAUUUCAGCUUGAGGAGACAUAUCCAUGCUAGCGCUGAUCAAGCUAGUGUGCUAAAAAUAGAAAUAUAGUAUUGAGCAGCAGAAGGGGCUAGUCUCCCCAGGUAGGUACCUAGGAUCUCGAGUGGGAUCAUACACGGGACAGUUAGCGCCUUCUGCUGCUCACGCCACAGUGGCUAGAUUCUAUUUUUAGUGCACUAGCUUGAUCUGGGCCAGUCCCAGUAUGUCUCCUCAAGCUAGAAUGUUCACCACCCUGAGUCACACUGAGACCAAGACUCCCAAGUGGCUAAAUGACUUUUGAAACUGGAACUUAGACACCAAAAUCGCUUAAGUGCUUUUGACAUUUUUUAUCCAAAAAGUCAAUUUUACCUGUCAAUAUAAGGCUGCAUGUUUAUCAAGGGUUUUUGGCAGCAAUGUAGAUCAUAAGGGAAAAGAUCAAGUCAUCAGAACCACUAAGAAAAAGUGCAGCUGUAGACUCAGUUCAGUUUGGCUGUAUUGAAUUAUUUAUAGCUCUUGGGCACCAACAACAAUCAUAGACACCUCAUUUAAACUCGUACUAUUUUUACUCAGCAAUUUCCAUCACUUAAGUGUCUUUCUUCCUGUAUUUGUUCUUUGAUCUUCUACAAACUUUUUCUCUUUGUUCUGAUAGAAAAUAGCAAAUCUGGGGACUUUUGAAAGUAUUUUGCUGCAGCAACUUAAAUUAUUUUCAAACGUUUUGAGGUCUAAGUGUGACAUACAUUGUAAAAUUCAAAGCUGUUAGAUAUACCCAAAGUGGGCCUGCACUUGCAGCCCUUAUUCAGGCAGAGCUCCCAUUGAUUGAAAUCCAUGGGAGUCUUGCCUGAGAAAAGUCUGCUGGGUUAGGCCUUAUUAAAUUGUGUGUGUGUG
This is a messenger RNA of Chelonoidis abingdonii (Abingdon island giant tortoise), 10362 nucleotides long. It is a transcript of the gene TMEM178B, whose product is annotated as transmembrane protein 178B. The record is from RefSeq and is a predicted model, not a curated record. Gene Ontology annotation, cellular component: membrane. NCBI's taxonomy places the organism in Eukaryota, Metazoa, Chordata, Testudines, Testudinidae.